CAUUCACCUCUGACCCCUUCUUACGACGGAAGAAGAAAGCUGCUCGAGGCCGAAUUAGUGAGGGGAAAAGCAUUAUAGAAAGCAGGCUAAAUAUGUCAACACCAGGAUAUGGGUCUCCCACCGGAGUAGAUCAGACUGCAUAUGAUGGGGCGUCUCCCACCGGUGCUUGUCAGGACGACGUCAACAGCAAAGCAGGCAAACCUGAAGACCAAACAGCAGCAGGAAAAUUCAGUGUACGUACUGCUUUUAAUCUGAAUAGUGCUAUUGAGCAUAAAGGAGAAAAGCGCCACAAGUGUGACUAUUGUAACUUUUCUACAUCAUGGAAAUCCAACUUAGACCGUCAUCUAGCAACUCACACUGGCGACAAACCCUACAUGUGUGGGGAGUGUGGGUUCAGGACGGUUAAAAAGAAUGACUUAUCCCGACAUAUGAGAACGCACACAGGAGAAAAACCCUACAAGUGUGACCGGUGUGACUAUUCUGCUGCACGGAAAGCCCAACUUGAAUCUCAUAUGGCAAGGAAACACACUGAUAAGAAACCCUUAUUUGACCAGUGUGAGUACAGGACAGCUCUAGAGCCUACAUUGUUUUUACACAUGAGAACUCAUACAGAAGAGAAACCAUACAAGUGUAACCAGUGUGACUAUUCUGCGGCAGAGAAGUCGACUUUUGUCAAACAUCGAAUAAAACAUACUCUUGAGAGACCUAGACUUUCGAGCUGUCCUGUACCCACACUCACCACACAUGAUGGGUCUCCUACCAGGGUUUCUCAGGUCGCCUGCAGCAGCACAACAAGCAAACCCGAAGACCAGAUGGCAGCGCGAAACGUCAGAGUGAGCACCGCUGGUGAGAAACCCUACAUGUGUGGGGAGUGUGGGUAUAGUACGGGUAAAAAGUCUGACUUAUCCCGACAUAUGAUAAUACACAAAGGGGAGAAACCUUACAAGUGUGACCAGUGUGACUAUUCUGCUGCACGGAAACACCAACUUGAGUACCACAUGGCAACAAAACACAGUGAUGAGAAACCCUACAUGUGUGACCAGUGUGGGCACAGGACAGCUCUAAAGUGUACAUUGGUUUUACAUAUGAAAACCCAUACCGGACAAAAACACAAUUGUGACCAGUGUGACUAUUCUACAGUAUUGAAAUCCGAUUUGGUCAAACAUCAAAGAAAACAUACUGGCGAGAAACCCUACAUGUGUGGGGAGUGUGGGUUCAGGACAGCUCGAAAGUCUGACUUACCCCGACACAUGAAAACCCAUACAGGAGAGAAACCCUUCAAAUGUGACCAGUGUGACUUUAUUGCAGCAACGAAAUACAGCGUGGACAACCAUAUAGCAGCAAAACACAGCGAUAUGAAGCCCUACAUCUGUGUCGAGUGUGGAUAUAGGGCAUUUCAAAAGGCUACAUUAACCAGACAUAUGAGAACCCAUACCGGAGAAAAACCUUACAAGUGUGAUCAGUGUGACUAUUCUGUAGCACAGAAAGUCACCUUGGCCAUCCAUAUGGCAGCGAAACACGAUGGUGAGAAACCCUUCAUGUGUGAGAAGUGCGGGUUCAGGACAGCUCGAAAAUCUAACCUGACUGGACACAUGAAAAUCCAUACCGGAGAAUGAGGUAACAAUUGACCAGCAGGACAGAUACUAAAUCGUUUUUUGACCACCAACUCACAAAACACAGUA
Molecule: messenger RNA, 1682 nt
Organism: Branchiostoma floridae (Florida lancelet)
Lineage: Eukaryota; Metazoa; Chordata; Leptocardii; Amphioxiformes; Branchiostomatidae
Product: zinc finger protein 271-like
Exons: 2
Coding region: 93-1616 (507 amino acids)
Biological process (GO): regulation of transcription by RNA polymerase II
Cellular component (GO): nucleus
Molecular function (GO): RNA polymerase II transcription regulatory region sequence-specific DNA binding; DNA-binding transcription factor activity, RNA polymerase II-specific
Source: RefSeq, a predicted model, not a curated record